AUGUCGAUAUCAGACACAGUCCUACCAAGCAUUGAAGACCCAAAUAUCCUUACAACCUUUCCGAAGCCUGGUCCCAGUCCCAGCGACAGAGAGAUAAUCCAAAGUCCCGAGAUCAUUGAUAUCGAGAAACUGCUUGACAUCCGGGCGAAACGAAUACGCGAGUCCACGAAACGCACUAGCAAGCGGCUUACUAGUCGUUCUGGCUGGUUCUGUCGAAAGCAAGGCCUGAGGAACCUCUUUAAAGAUAUCCGUCUCAGCAAUACCCAGGAGACGACCAACAAGGAUUUCCGUCUCUGUCGAAACACCAGCCAGUGUCCCGAUGGCCAACACACAUUGGACUGGUCCGAGAAGAGGGGCAGCGACAUUAUGAUUGUUAGUCGUCUUUCUCGCAAUAUGUGCAAGCAUGGAGGUCAAAACAGACUCAAGCUCUGGACCAGGUUUCACAAAGAUAUACGGGACGUUAUCAACCAGCGAAUUCAAGAGAUCGAGAACGCUAAUGGGGAACUUGCGAGGGCUUUCUACAUCAUCCAGGUCAUAAGUACACCCCAAGAGUUAGCCUGGCACUUCAUUCGCAAGCAUCCCUGGUAA
This is a messenger RNA of Fusarium proliferatum ET1, 588 nucleotides long. RefSeq lists its product as uncharacterized. The record is from RefSeq and is a predicted model, not a curated record. Bases 1 to 588 code for a protein of 195 amino acids. The transcript is spliced from 3 exons. Lineage: Eukaryota; Fungi; Ascomycota; Sordariomycetes; Hypocreales; Nectriaceae.